Molecule: messenger RNA, 2187 nt
Organism: Penicillium argentinense
Lineage: Eukaryota; Fungi; Ascomycota; Eurotiomycetes; Eurotiales; Aspergillaceae
Exons: 8
Coding region: 1-2187 (728 amino acids)
Biological process (GO): interstrand cross-link repair; double-strand break repair via nonhomologous end joining; protection from non-homologous end joining at telomere
Molecular function (GO): 5'-3' DNA exonuclease activity; damaged DNA binding
Source: RefSeq, a predicted model, not a curated record
AUGUCGACAUUUGACGGUAUCCUGCCAGAGUUCCCCGACAUCCAAAUCGACUACUUCCGGAAGAGCCCAGUGCGCCCAGCGCCGCUGGCCUGCUUCCUGAGUCAUGUGCAUACCGAUCACCUCAAGGGCCUCGAGUCCUUCAGGGCGCCCUUCAUCUAUUGCUCACCCGCGACCCGCGAACUCCUGUUACGCCUAGAGAAAUUUCCUCAUCGAAUGAACUUUGAGAAGGGAAUUCUGGAAACGCGCCGGUUACACUACAAACAUCUAGCCACGCUAUUGCGCCCGAUUCCACUGCACACCCCGACGGAAAUUGAGCUCACGCCCCGGCGACGCAUCCGGGUCACUCUCUUCGAUGCGAACCAUUGCCCUGGGGCCGUUGUGUUUUUAAUUGAGGGGAGUGGCAAAGCGAUAAUCUAUACUGGGGACAUUCGAGCUGAGCGAUGGUGGGUUGACGGCCUGAAGCAACAUCCAAUUCUGAUUCCCUAUACAUUGGGGCAGAAACGGUUGGACCGGCUGUACCUCGAUACCACAUUUGCUGCCGCAUCAGACCCCUUUCGUGAAUUCCCCACGAAGGCCCGGGGACUCGUUGAGCUGUUACAGAAAUUGGAAGCUUAUCCAGAUAACACCCUCCUUUACUUCCGGGCCUGGACUUUCGGCUACGAGGAGGUUUGGACAGCUCUUUCAGCUGCCCUCAAUGCAAAAGUCCAUGUUGAUCGAUACCAGAUGGGCCUCUAUCGGUCCCUUGCGCGGCUCUCUGGAAGCGGAGGCGUCCGCGAGGCCCCGGCCCUCUGUGGCUUCAAGCUCGGGAACACGACUAUAUCCGGCUGUUUGAGCGAGGACGAAUCCAGUCGUAUCCAUAGCUGCGUAUCCGCAGUUUCAUGCUCUGCAAUCCGCGAGCCAAACACUGUUUAUGUUGUUCCAAUCGUCAAUCGCACCAGAGAUGGUGUUGAGAUUCCCGAGGUAGGAGCUGGCGGGGGGCUGGUUGACCUAAGCCAGACUCAUGAGCUUGAAAUACCGGAUGAGUCUGCUCUUGCUAAGCUGCAAGAUCUAUGUGACUCAUAUAUCAAGGAUGAUCAGGUUCUAUCACAGAUGCGGAAGACCCUUUCUGAGGCUUUCAAAUCGCAAACAAGAAAGAUGGCGCUUGAUCAGUUCGGGGUCAAUGAAGAAGACGAAAUCUCUCUUGAACAGUUAGUGGCGAAGCUCAGCCAAAGCGUGCCCGCCGAGAAACCCACUAACAGCCAAGCUGACCAUCCGAAUAUAAUUCGCUUUCCCUUCUCCCGGCAUUCCUCGUAUUCUGAAUUGUGUGAACUUGUCGCUGCUUUCCAGCCCAAGGAUGUCUGGCCCUGUACAGUGGACCCAUCUUCAUGGAAUGAGGACGUCUCCAUAAGGCGACUUUUUGGCCACUUAUGUUCGGGAAGUGACUUUGCUCACGACAACUAUAUGCGUCAUGUGCUUGAAGAAAUCGACGAAAGUGAUCAUCCGCCGAAGAAGCGAGCCCGACAUGACAACGACGUCUCAACGCAAUCGACUCGAUCCAGCAGCGUGGGAGAAGAGUUUGAUGUCAGCGCCAAAGAAGUACGAGUGGAGGAAGACGUGGGUAUUUCAUAUUCUACCCAGCAAAGCCGUGAUCCAGCCGGAUCGCCAAUGAUUUCGCAACCUCAGUCGGGGUGGACCUCUUUUUUUCAGCCCUACAUGUCAGCUUUAGGCCAGGAAGGGACUGUCGCAGAUGGGAUUAGCUCCGCUGAACAUACCCAAGCAAGCCAUGCAGAAACGCACAGGGUGCAUGGUUAUCUCCAAGAGCAUCGUGACCGUGAUCAGGGGAGAAUGCAACUUGGGCCACUCCCAUCAUUGCCAUUAAGUGAUGAUCAGCAAGAUGGCGGCGAUCAGAACAACUGUCAAGAGCAUUCACACUGGACACAAACAAGUCCACAAGCUCAUAGCUCGGUCAUCUCUCUUCCCGAGUCUGCACUCGCCCCUUCUGUUGGAGGAAGCGAUGACGUUUCAUUCGAGGCUCGUGGAGUCGAGCACGGAAGUCCAUGCAAGCGGCCACGCUCUCACCAGGUGGCACGCACCCGGGCGCGCGUUGCAGCAUACCUCGCUGCACGCGAAGGAAGCUAUUCUGCGUGGGCGGAUGUUGCUCCAGUUUCGACUGGAAACAAUCACGCCGAGGUGGAAGAGGAGCUUUGA